Messenger RNA from Sphaerodactylus townsendi, 3120 nucleotides. RefSeq names its product cellular communication network factor 1 (gene CCN1). The record is from RefSeq and is a predicted model, not a curated record. Gene Ontology annotation, molecular function: protein binding. Gene Ontology annotation, biological process: signal transduction. NCBI's taxonomy places the organism in Eukaryota, Metazoa, Chordata, Lepidosauria, Squamata, Sphaerodactylidae. Bases 1367 to 2491 code for a protein of 374 amino acids. Gene Ontology annotation, cellular component: extracellular region. The transcript is spliced from 5 exons.
CUUCCGGUCGCCCUGAAUUCUGCAAAGCCGCUCUAACUUCAGAAAUGGAAAAAAAAAUGAGCCUCGCAGGUUUAUUUCCAUCGGUUUCUACACAUUUACAAUACGUUCAAAGUUCAAACACCAUCGAGCAACUGCAGAGGUCGCACAGGGGAGCCGACUCUGUCCCUGGAACGCUGAAGGCGCCAACACCGCCGGCUACCUUUCCCCGGGCAGCUAUGGAAGGAAAGAAAAAAAUUGCAGCGAAGGUUGGGUGUACAGGAGUUGCUUUUGAGCCACUAAGGAGUGAAGAACGAAUCAGGUAAGAUCAUUAUCGUCGCAGGACACCCCCGUCCCCUUUCUCCUCCAUACGAUCUUGAAGAGUAAGGGAAGUGAACUGCCAAGAUCAAGGUGACCACAUAACGGAAGGCAGAAUUCCCAUAAACCAGAAACUUUAGGGGACAAGAGCCCCCCCCCCCGACCCUGGAACGCUUCCAGUUAACAAGGAAUAGUUCCUUUUGCACAUGCCCCAUUCAUAAAAAACAGUUUAAAACUACGCCAUCUGGGUAUUAGUGUGGGAUACACCCUUUCAUUUCAGCCCUGGAUCAGAUCCGAAUGUCUACCAGACUUCCAGGGCUAACCGCCCCCCGCCUCCUUCUUCUCCCUCCCCCCAAUUCUUCCGUGUAAUCUUCAAUAGCGUAUAAACUAUUUAGCAAAUGAGGCAAUCCAUCUAACGCAUUUACUUCCCGGGCCAGACUACAAGUUUCGAGGGGUGGAGGGGGAAGUGAAGAGAGAGAAGAGAAAUGGUUUAUAAAAACAUUUCUGCAUAGAAGAGGCGUAGCUGCAAAUUAUGAUUGCUGAAACCGUUGGAAAGGGAGGGAGGACCUGUUUUCUUGAGACCAUAAAAAUGCAACUUAGACAGGGAGGAGCUUGGAGGGAAACCGCGCCAAGAAAACAUUCCUGAGAUGCUUGAGAAUUCCUGGUGCUUGAGAAUUCUGGAACGCUCAACGUCACAGUGCAGCACGCGGCGGCGGCGGCUCGGCAUAUAAGCAGCUGCUCCCUCGCAGAGCCUCCUCAGACGGCAAAGGGAUCCCCGAGGAGUGCGACCCUUAGCGCGGAGCAGCCUCAAGCAGGGACGGCAGCCUUUCUUCCUUUCCUUCCCCUCCCGAUUGCUCCAAGAAGAAGCAGCAAGACGAGGCUUAUCGUCCCUGCAGGACUCGCCUCCUUUUAAAAGCCCCCACCUGAGCCGAGUCACUUUGCCCCCAGCCGUGCAGUUUUUUGAGGCAGGGAGAUUGUUCAGACACUCUCUCGCUUUGUUUUUCCCGAGUGUGUUUUUCUCCGGUUUGAGUUGGAAGGAAAAAGACCAGACUUUCUUCCUUAAAAAGCAGUGAUGAACUCUCAGACUACCAGCUUCAUCCUGGCUCUUGCCCUUCUUCAGUUUGUGAAUAGGGCAGUUUCUUCCUGCCCUUCUGCUUGCCGAUGUCCUCUGGAGAUCCCUCGAUGCGCCCCCGGAGUUGGUCUGGUUCUGGAUGGCUGCGGAUGCUGUAAAGUCUGUGCUAAGCAGCUCAACGAGGACUGUAGCAAGAUGCAGCCUUGUGAUCACACCAAGGGGCUGGAAUGCAAUUUUGGUGCCAGUUCCACAGCUCCAAAGGGGAUCUGCAGAGCACAGUUAGAAGGGAGACCCUGUGAAUACAACUCCAAAAUUUAUCAGAAUGGAGAAAGUUUUCAGCCCAACUGCAAGCACCAGUGUACGUGCAUUGAUGGAGCUGUGGGCUGUAUCCCCCUGUGCCCACAAGAACUCUCCCUUCCUAACUUGGGCUGCCCUAACCCAAGGCUAGUGAAAGUCCCAGGCCAGUGCUGUGAGGAAUGGGUCUGUGAUGAGUCCAAAGAUGUCCUUGAGGAGCUGGAAGGUUUCUUUGGCAAAGAAUUUAGACUGGAUGCUUCUGAAGGGGAAUUAACCAGGAACAACGAGCUAAUAGCCAUUGUGAAAGGAGGGCUGAAAAUACUACCUGUCUUUGAGUCUGAGCCGCGCAGUCACUCAUUUGAGAAUCCAAAAUGCAUUGUGCAGACAACCUCAUGGUCGCAGUGUUCAAAGACCUGUGGGACUGGCGUCUCCACCCGAGUAACCAAUGACAACCCUGACUGCAGACUAGUCAAAGAAACCAGGAUAUGUGAAGUGAGGCCUUGUGGGCAGCCUAGCUAUGACUCCUUAAAGAAGGGAAAAAAAUGCACCAAGACCAAAAAAUCCCAAGAUCCAGUGAAGUUCACGUAUGCAGGAUGCUCCAGUGUUAAGAAGUACCGCCCCAAGUACUGUGGCUCUUGCGUGGACAGCAGAUGCUGCACUCCUCAGCAGACCAGGACUGUCAAGAUCCGUUUUCGUUGUGAUGACGGGGAGACCUUCACUAAGAAUGUUAUGAUGAUCCAGUCUUGCAGAUGCAACUACAAUUGUCCCCAUGCAAACGAGGCCUACCCUAACUACCGGCUAUUUAAUGAUAUCCACAAAUUUAGGGACUAAGUGGUGAUGCAUGCAGGCUUGUGGAAGAGGCUUGGGUUUUUCUUUUUUGUUGUUUUUUACAAAAAAUGUUUUUGAAGUAACAACAGUGGAAAAAUGAACUCUGAUGGAAGUGGUGCCUUUGCCCAUGGGAGGGCAACACUGAGACACGAGAAUUCACUGUGCAACUGGAUACUAAUGCAACAGUUUGAGCAUACUUAAAGCUUCAUAAUAUUGGAGCAAUCUUAUUGCUUCAUUUUGGAGCACUUUCAUGAUUACUGAUUUCUGUUUGUAACUGAUUGUUUAAACGUUUGUCUGUCUGUCCUGGAUAUGAAAACCUUCAGUUCUCUACUGUUCAGCAUAACAUCGCAUGUCUGUUGUUCCAAACUCAUAUUGGAGGUUACAUUCCUUCCUAAGGUGGGCACUUUUGGUGUUCUCAUCUCUGGCAGCUAUAGGUACCAGCUAUAUAAUUCAUACCCGCAAACAGAAAUUGGUGGGCUUUAAAGCUGAAUAUUUUAUUUAUCAAAAUGUAGCUUUUUUGAGGAAAAAAUCCCUAAUACUGGAAUAAGUUGUAAAUGAUUUAAUUUUAUAUUCAAUGAAUUAAGAGAAUUUAUUUAUGGAAUUAAUCAUUUAAUAAAGAAAUAUUUACCUAA